AUCACCAACUUCCUCUUUUUCUGUGGUUAGUUCAGAAUGAUGUUGUGACGCUACUCACCAACCUCAUUUCAGACUUCUGCUGUACAUAUAUAAGUUGACACUGAGCGGAUACAUCAAACAGACACAGUCGCAGUCGCAGAUCUCACAACUCUAAGAGCAGCCCAACACACAGUCACACAUGUACAAAGCAUUGUUGUCAUGCCAAGUCUAAUCACAUCACCACCAAGGGAGCUGCAGCACCUCAACAUGGACACUGACAACAAGAAGAGGGGAAAAGACCGGGGAGGAAACCUGAAGUCUCGGCUGCAGCGUAGAUCAUCGCAAGCCCCUAAUACUGAAGGGCUUUGUUUCGAGGAGAUGUCCCAGUGGUCACAGUCACUAGACAGACUUCUAUCAUCCAAAUAUGGCAUGAAGAUAUUCCAGGCCUUCUUAAAGUCAGAGUUCAGUGAUGAAAACAUUGAGUUUUGGCUGGUGUGUGAGGACUAUAAGAAGAUAAAGUCUUCCUUUAGGAUGUCCUCCAGGGCCAAAAAGAUCUUCAAACGCUACAUUCAAGCUGAGGCUGCGAGAGAGAUCAACAUUGAUCACAAGACCAGAGACCUGAUCAGGCGGAACAUUAAGGCGCCCACCACAGUGUGUUUCGACGAUGCCCAGAGGAUCGUGUACGGGCUAAUGGAGAGGGACUCUUACCCACGUUUCCUCAGGUCUGACAUCUAUCAGGCUCUGCUGGACUCCACAUCAGAAUCGGUGAAGAUGUAAGGAAAACAGAUACCAGAGACAUUGUGUUCAUAGGAGCUGGACUAUGAAGCUGAGGCAAAUGCUGGACUACCUGAGAGAAGCUGUGGUGUGUGUUUGCUUGUCCUGGGACCAGUAGUGGCAAUUCUUUAACACCAAAAACAUGUCAUUUUCAACACAUUAAUGCCUUCCUGUUGAAUUGGAGAAGACAUGCUUUGGGGUUGCCCAUGGCCACAUUUGACUGUGUUACGAGAAGUCAGCUCUGUAGUAAAAACGCUGAAGAGAGUUUGUUCAAAACCAACUGGUUUACUGAAAAAACAUGGGUUGAGGCCAGAAAUGGCUACAGUUGAAUCAACAGCAGCAGACUUCCCAGAGAUGCCACAAUUAUGUAGUGAAAAUGCUGGGGACUUUCUGUGAGACAUGCCAGGAAGUGUAUGUGGUGCAAACAACACCUUCCACCCAAGAUGCAAGGGCACGAGCUGGUCUCUACAUUUGCACACCAUCAGUAGUUUAUUGAUAUCUCACUAAAGCAAUAGAUAAGUAGAUGCUAUCCAAAUGUGGAUUUUUAUGCACAGCAUUUUGCAUUUAGAAGUUUUACAUUCUGACAUCAGUGCUGUCACACUGAAAUAAUUGAUAUGUUACAACUAUAAUAAUCUGUUAUAAGCUAUAUGUUGAAAAUGAUUUCCACAGUUGUGAAAAUGUUGUGAAUGUGAAUAUUAAGAUGGAUUUGUACAUAUUUAAUAAAAAAGAUAUCACAUUUGCAAUGCAA
This is a messenger RNA of Siniperca chuatsi (mandarin fish), 1501 nucleotides long. RefSeq names its product regulator of G-protein signaling 21-like. Lineage: Eukaryota; Metazoa; Chordata; Actinopteri; Centrarchiformes; Sinipercidae. The coding region runs from base 199 to 756 and encodes 185 amino acids. The record is from RefSeq and is a predicted model, not a curated record. The transcript is spliced from 5 exons.